AUGUUCAGCUUCGGACGAUCGACCUCUGGUCGGUCAAAGACCGGCUCAGAGCCCUCAAAGUCCAAGCAUAGGGAAGACGGUGAGGAUGAGUCGACCAUAUCGAGGAAGAAAUCGCGCUCCAAUAUGUCCAGCACAUCUCUUGCUAAACCACGACGCAAAUCAUCCCGACGCGACGAUGACCCAGAGACUGGAAGCACAUACCACUCCUCCACUUCCAAGAGUAGACGUGCCGAUACCGCUCCGUCAGAAUCCUCUACCUAUGUCACUGCGCAUUCUCGUGGACAGGAUAAUCCUGAGAGAUCGUUGGCUCGACGAAGAACCGAUGACGACACUUAUGAGUACGACGAACCCAAUACUCAACGAAGAAGCGGAGCGCAAAACAACAAUGAGAGAGCUUUAGUGUCGAGGGAAGAAGAUCGAAGAGCGGACGACUAUAGGCGAAACUACGAUCAGAACGACGGCUGGGUGUCCGAUGGAAAUGAGAGGUCGCUAGCUACAUACCGAGGAAGCAGAAACGAUGGCUAUGAUCAAGAUGGCGAUGGAAGGGCACUGGUUCUCCGACAGAAGGAAGAAGAUCAUUAUGCCAGACCGGACCAGCUAGAAUCAAGUCGAAAGCCUCAGAAAUCGAGCAGAACUGAUAGGGGGUCGAAUCGCAGCGGUUAUGAGGACUCGAGGCGUGCGGCUACUCGCUCUGUUAGCGAUGCGCCACACCACAGACAAUCUCGACGAGAGUCCGAGCGAUACGAAAGUAGUCGGGCCUUAAACAAUCAUGACGCCGCGCUGCCACAAAAUCAAUUCUUCUCUGAGCCAAACACAUAUACCCCUCCAUAUCGACCCCCACUGAUUGGGCAUGCGUCAGACUAUUAUGGCGAUCAGGGCGAAUCCGUUCAAUUUCAGCCUGGUGUGCGCCCCAACGUACCUGCAUAUGUGGUCAACCAGGAACAGCUCCAUUUACAAGCACCGACAGUCGAUGCUAAACCUCCUCCUGAACCAAGUGCGAGUGGUCAGAUGGGCGCAGCUGCAAGCUUUUAUGCUAUGAACUCUGCUAGCGAACCUGAGAAUGUGAAGCCAUCAAAUUCUGGCUCUUCACAGAAGCCCACCAAGGUCAAACCAGGUCAACGUGAGAGUCCAAAACGUUGGAGUCGCCCUUCUCAGUCAAGUGCGGGUUUUAAUCCUCUUACAGCGGCUGCUGUUAGCGUCGGCGCAGGAGCUGCUAUGAAUUAUUUCGGCAAUAACCAGACCACUCAGCACGAUUACAAACAACACGGUCAUUACGCCCAGCAGAAUGGGCAGGCUCACCAAGCUCAAUAUCAUUCAGGAUCGCAAGUUCAAGAGCCUGCGGAUAUGUAUGGUCCAGAUCCUCGCCCUCUACGUCCCGAGCAAUCAAGUCAACCUGGCCACGGUCUCGGCACUGCUGCAGCCAUGGGCUUGGCUGGGGCUGCUGCUGGUGCGUACAUGACUCACCAAAAUCACAACCAACAACAGGCACAUCAUUCGACCCAUUCAGGCAUGCAAGGCUACGGGUCAAGCUCCAAUUUCCAGAUGGGCCAGAAUCAGUCAGUUUUUCCCACUAUGCAGCAACAAAAGCUGAGGCGCAAACGAACUGGUCCGCUCGGCAAGUUAGCCAAUUGGUGGAACGCUCCCCAAGAUGUGGCUCAUUUUGAGGAGUAUACUGAGUACAUCGGGGUCUGUAAGUACUGUUUUGACCCGGACUCUCAGCCUGGACACGGCCCUCGAAAGCAUCAUUAUCACCACAAUCUCAAGCGACAUCCAAGUAGGCAAGGAGGCAACCUGCGAGUGGACAAACCGUAUCGGCAUUCUUCCUCAGACGACGAGCGCAAGAAGUCAUCUAAUGUCAAGAAGGCUGCCGCUGUAGGUCUUGCAGGUCUAGGUGCUGCAAAGCUUGGGAACACGCUCUACAAUUCGAGACACGACUUUGACGAUACCUAUUCGGUCAAAUCGGGCAGACCAAUCGUACAGCAGCGAACAAGCUACUCGAGAAAAGGCGAUGACCGUGUACACAGUCGCCAUUCCUCGCAAGAAGAUUUACGUUUACAUCGGAAAAGUUCGACAAAUAAACUCGAUCGCAGAAGUGCGGAAAUUGGACACUCCAGGCCUCGGCGGCGACGCUCAUCAGGUUCCUCAACAGAAGGCCGGAGCCGUGGCAAUGUGGCAAGUGUAGCAGUUGGUGCGGCCGCUCUUGGUGUAGCAGCUGAGGCAGCGCAUCGACGUCGCAGUAGAUCGCGUAGCAGAGAGCGACCAUCGACACGUCGGAAGUACUUCUCGAAACGUGUAUCUCCCCAGCACUCGUAUGUGGACCUUACAGCAACCGAGCAAGGCAAUACUGGUUUUGGCUCCUUCUUUAGCAGUCCUUCUGCCAAUCAGAAGAAGGGCAAGAAAUCAAAAGGCAUCUUUACCUUCUCAAAUGCCUCAUCGUCCUCGUCCGAUGCAGAUUUGGCUUUUGGAGAAGGCACCAUUAGACGGCAAAGUUCUACCAAAUCGGACUCGAGAAAUGAGAGACGGAGAAAAGAUCGAUAUGGUGGCAAUGAUACCGCGGCUAUUAUGGGAUUGGCAGCUGCUGGUGCUGCACUUGCUGCUGAAAGCGACAAAAAAGAUCAUACUCAAUCAAGACCUGGCCGCAAGAUCAAUCUAAAAGACAGCGAGACUACGAACCAUGAGUACGACGACAUAUGGGAGGACGCAAGUGACGACGAGUCAAAUGAUGGUGUUGACAUGGGUCUAGCGUAUGGCGGCCGGCUUUCUACAACACAAAGUAAGGAGUCAUUGGCAUCGCAAUCAUCAGGAACAGGCAAAUGGGACUGGCGGUGGAACAAGAAUAAGAAAGAACGUGAGGAAAAGAAGCUCAAGCGACGACAAUCUAUGGAAGCUGCCAAGCAAGACCAAGAGGUUCUGCAUCAGCGAUCUGGACCUGAGAUCGUCCAAGCUACCCAACCUCGUAUGCCAGGAUCGUUCGAUCAGCCCUUCGAGCCGACUAGCUCCAGUUACUUCAACCCAACCGUGGCAGCAACAGCAGCAGUCGCAGGCCUGGGAGCUUUAGCUGCUUCAAGAACUGACAUGCCGAGCGGCCCGUCUUCAUCGUCCAAACCCUCGAUGCAAUAUAUCGAUCCAAUACCGUUGUCCGAGUCCACCACUCCAGUCGGCUCGUCAAGGGUUAUUUCUCAGCCAGAAAUAAAUGCUACUGCUAACCAACCACCACUACGACAACCGCAACCUACGGGCCGACCUUAUCCGCAUGCUGGUGAACUGGAUUCGUUUGUCUCUCCUGAUCCUACCACAUUUUCAUCAGAUGAAAAUCCGACUACACGUCGUGAAAUUAGACCUCGCGAGGAUUUUGAAAGGCGUCGAGCAUCCUCUACCACGACUCCAAUCAAGCCCGCUAGUCCAGAUCCCGCCAUGUUCAAUCCUUCGAGCCUCAGCAGGAACAGCGUGUCCUGGGAUCUGACUCCAGAACAGCUCGAUAACGAAAGACGUGUCCGCGAAAAGGAACAGCGACGAAUUCGUAAACGUGAGAAGGAAGAACGUCGCCGCACCACGGAUGUAGCUGAGCUGCAGAGAGCUGCAGAAGAUGAGCAGCAACAAAGUGUGGCAAGGGGAUCAGAUGCUACUGUGGACAUAGCGCCUAAUGAGAGCACAAGACAAUCCGGCCGCCGGGCAUCUGUUGGUGCAUCAUCGCGCACUGAAGCCGAUAUCGAUGCCGAGAUCGAGCGACUACGCGCAGAGCAGAAGCAACAGCAAGAAGGACGAAGAAGGCGAAAACAGGAAGAAGAGCGGCGGCAGAAAGAAGAGGAAAAUCGUCUAGAGCAAUCACAGAAACAUCGCGAAGAGGAAGCAGCACAAACUCGACAACAGGAUGAACAAAACCGCAAGUCAUUGCCAAUAGAAAUUACUGCGGCUGCCAUAGCCGCUGGUGCUGGAAUCGCUGUAGCCACAGCUGUUUCUAGCCACAAGAAAGACGCUGCGGACCCAGAGGAAGACAAGCGGAAACAGAAAUCUGGCAAAAAGCGACAAAGUAUUGAGCGAGCAGAGUCGCCAGUUCGUGACGCUAAAAAAACACAACCAGGUGAAUCUAUUCGUGAGAGUCCAGAACAAAGAAUUGCACGUAGGGCUGCACAGAGAGUAUCUCGGAGCCCGUCGCCUAUGUACGAAGACUACAAGUCAUUCUUCGUGCCUGAAGAGAUUGCCGCGAAGGUCGAGGAAAACAAUCGUGCUGCUCAGAAUCGUGUCGACGUGUCGCCCACCAUCGUCGAUAUCGUGCCUUCCUUCACAUCAAGUCUGUCUCCAUCGAAGCGAAGGUCGCAUUUCGAUAAAGAUCUCUAUGAGAUUUAUGGCUUGGAUGAUGGCCAUAAAGAUCCACUAACACUACCGUGGAAAGUUCCCCGACUGAGUCUGAUAGAGCCUACACCACCGGCAAGCCGCGCGGUCAGCGAACAGGACCCUCAUAGCCCUUUGGCGCCUUCAAUGCAACAACAAACUCCGAAGACGAUCGACGAGCAAGAAGAGAGCACUGGCGAACCAAUAAUGCGAAAGAGGUCCGGCUCUAAAGUCACCUUUGGGAACCACGACACCUGGGUUUACGAGGCCAGAACACCUGAAUACGAACGCCAGGACCCGGCGGAGCAAACCAAAAGAUAUGAGCAGAUAGAAGAUGACCUGCAGCAUGACGCUCAAGCACACAGUCCAGAACCAGAAGCCUUUUACGCCGAGCCAGGGAGUGCGCAAGUUCCAGAGGUACAUCCUGAGCAAUUUUACAGACCAAGACCAGAACGUUUGUACACUUUGGAGGAUGACGACGAAGAGGCUAAAUUCUUGCAUGAAAGAUCUUUUGCUGGCGAGUCGUCCCGACUAGAAGGUCAAGACCUGGCAUCAGCGCCUGCAGUCCACGAGCCAGUACAAGAAGAUCAUCCACCAGAUGAGCAGCGAUACUCUUCUGCUGAACCUACUCCACUAGACGAACGCGGCUUGGCGGACCUGCUUGGAGCCAAGAGCUUUUACCAGAGUCCGUUCGUCCAUUCAGUGGACGACAUGGAGGAUGAGGAGGUCCCCUCUUCUCGCCGACCGGAGCUGAGCCGUGUUGAAACUUUGCCUGACGAAACACUCCAGCAAGAACCACUUCCUCGUCCAGCAACAGAACCAGCAAUUAAAUCGUAUUUCGAGAGCAAGUCUUCUGCCGAGUCGUCUAGGCAAAGCAGAAUUGAAGCCAGACGCGCGGAACGGGCUAGCUCCGCGGUCGGCACGGAUUCUCAGUCGCACAAAGUCGAUUCCAGUCCUGCAGCCGUCAGAGCGGAACCAUCUACUGCUGACGAACGACCAGCAGUCAACCCUACUGAGAUUCCCCUACCGCCUUCACGACGUGACACUGGACGAUCCGACUCGUCAAAGCCCAAUCCUGCUUUGCGAAGUGCAUUUAUGGAUGUGGCAGCCGCCGCGGCAGCAGCCUCCGCUGAAAAGAAUCGACGGCAGACUCUCGUUUCUACAGCAAAGCCAGAUGCGGCCAAGGUCAGCGAAGUUGACGUCUCAGCUCCCAUGCCUGCAUCACAAACUCCGCGGGAACGAUCAUCCAGUCUGGCAGCUGGGCCCAAGAAAAAUGGCGCCUCAGUAUUUGACUAUCUUGCUGGCUCCUCCAACGACGAAAAGAUCAAACCUUCACGCGCAAGGAGCGAGGUUGGUGGUACCUCGAAGGCUGCGAUGAUCGCAGCCGCAUCUGCGGCCAUUGCUGGUAUCGGCGCAAAACGUGCGGAGGCAACACAUGCUGAACCCAAGUCGGAUCUAGGUUCUCGUAGAUCAGUGCCUGACUUGAAGUCUGAGAAGUCCGACCUAAGUGCGAGGAGUCGAAAGUCGGACACUCCUGCCCCUACAUCUAGAGACAUUGUCAUGCCUGUCGCGCCGCCCGCACCUGUGGCCGAGCCCGAAUCAAGAGCCUCAAAGGCUGCACCCAGUGCUGUCGCUCCUCAAGUCGAGCCAGAUUUCUACAAUGCUGAGCCUGAGAAACUGAAGAAGCGGAAGUCCAAGCGUGGCAGUGAGAUUUUCGAUGAUUUUGGAGCUUCCAAGUCAAUGACAAGUCUGCCCAGCACUAAGGACGAAGAUUCGAAGUCUCGCCGCAAAUCAAGGCGGCAGACCGACUAUGACGACGGCGAUGAUGAUACUCAAUCAGUUGCCAGCACCACAGUUCUGCGGGACGAAGACAGAAAGUCUCGAAGGAAGUCAGGACAGGAUGCUGACUGCUUUGACGUUGAAAAUUCACAGUCCGUAACCUCCAGGCCUGCUGAGGAAGAGAGCUCCAGGAGAAGAUCAAAGCGUGACUCAAAGGCUUAUGAUGACGACGACGAUACAAAAUCAGUAAAGAGCACAUCAAGCAGAAGCGAGCGCAAGUCGCGAGAGAAGGACUCGAAGCGAGGUUCUGGUGGUUGGGAUGAUGACGACGAUGCCCGAUCUAUCAAGAGCUCCUCAAGUAGGAAAGACAAGAAGGAGAAGGAAGAGCGUAAAUCUGGAGGCUUCUUCUCAGGUAUUUUCUCGAGCAGCAAGUCCGAUGUUAGUACACCUCGACGCAAGGAUUCUAAAUCCAGCAAAUCAGACCUUGGACGCCGAGAUGAUUCUGACGACGACGUAAGGCGUCGAAGGAAGCACUCAUCCAAAUCUGCAGCUUCAGCUAGUGUUCCCGACCUCUCUAAGCCGCCAGCAGAUUACGAAAUCUCACCAAGCAUAUCUCGAAAGCGCGUACAAUCCAACACGACUGAUGAGGUACGUGAUCGCAGUACCGAUGAUGGGUUUGUUUCAGCACAGGAUGAGCGGUCUUUUUUAGCGGAACGCCCCGAAAUGCCACUACCAACGGCCAAAACGGACGUGUCAACGGGUACUAACGGUGUCUCGGGGCUCGAGAAGGGAGACGAAGAAGAAGCCCAUGGUGCUAUGGGGAAACAAGAGGGGAUCAUAGUACCGGAAGAAAACUAUUACAUGACCGGAGCGAAUGCUGAGCCAGACGAGCUGGUCAAGGGAAAGCAUUUCGACGAAGCUCCAACUAUUACAGACCUUCUAACUAAUCAUCCGAGAGCGCUUACAGCAGUGCAACCUGAAUUGCUAGAGCCUAUUACUGCAGUUGCUGCCAUCGAUAGUGGUGAAGAAACCGCUUUCGAGAUUUCGGAGAAAGACACACAACCGCGUCCACGAACGCAGUCAAUCAUACGGCUAGCACAUGCAGGCAAGGAAGAAUCUACUUCCUCUCCGGCAACGACACGUGUGCCAUUGUUCAGACGUCCACCAAUCACUCCCCGAUCAGCCACGAAGGAGACUGCAAGCUCACCAAUUUUUGCGCCAACUUCACCAAUUACACCCAAAGCUCGUCAGAACCGACCGAAGUCAACUGAAUUCCACUCGCGAGAAUUCAGGCCUUUGUACCUGGUCGAGAGACACACUCCAGUGAAAGCUGAAAUACCUGUUGAUGAUGACCUGCCAACACUUCCUCCCCUUCCACCUAGUCGAACUACGUCGGCAUAUGGUUCGACGGAAGACUUACAAGGUCUCGCUGCAGCCUCUGUGUCUGACAGUGAAGCUGAGGACAAGCGAGGCAGGACGGAUCGCAGACGUAGCUGGUCUGGUGGUGAGAUCAGAGUGAAGAAAGAAACCACGGACUCCAGAUCUGUCACUCCUGUGCCAGGUGAGAGACAGCGAGCAAGAGAACAGCAGCAACAACUGGUUCAGCCAAGACAGCCAACGAGUCGUCGUGAACUGCCGAAGAAUCUGUUCCAUUCACCUAGUGAACUGUUGCAAGAUCCUGCAUUAUUUGCCGAGCUCGAGGAGGAGGAUAUCGUCCCAAGAUCUGCUAGUCCUUUGCCAAGUGUGGCCAGCACGACAGAUGAUCAAGAAUUCAUGAGCGCGGAAAGUCGGCCGGAUACGCCUACCAUGGAUUGGAACCGAUCACCUCCUUCACAAGAGCUGACAUCCAGUGUGGCAUCCUCGCCGCCUGCUCGACGAGCGUCGCCGUUCAGGUCGCCACCUACCGGUCCAUCACCUUCAUUGCCACAAAGGACACCGUCUGAGAGUGCUGUGCCAGUCGUCAGGUCGUUGUCAAAGUCACCUGUUGGAGGUGUCACUCCUCCAUCGAGAUCUCAAUCUGCUUCACCGUUCAAGCAUCGAACCAGCAGUGGAAUCUCUUCGAGAGCAGCUGCUCUACUCGGUGGAACAGCUCUUGGUCUUGCGAUUGGCGGUAUGGCUGCCGAGGCACACAGAAGUCAAAGCGAGACCAGAGAUGCAGAUGUUGCGCUCUCUGAGGAGUCAUUUGCUGCUGCCGAAGAUGAGAACAAGCGACCAAGCAUUUCCAUCACAGAACCUACGCCUGUUGAGAGUAGAAGAGCACUCCAACCGCACGAAUUUUCACCUAAGCUUGAACCGCAACAAGAGGAAUCAAUUGAGAAGGACAUUUUGCAGUCAGGUGGAACAAAAGAUCUCGAUAUUGGAAAACCGGUGGAAUUGUCCAAGAGAACACUGGAAUCAGUCGAUGGUAAACACCUUGCCGAUGACGACAAGACAGCUGACUUGAUGACCAAGGUCGAGGAAAAGCCUGAUCUGCCUGAAGAUGUCAAAGAACAGGUAGAUGACAUUGUGCAUGGUCUUGAGUCCGAAGCAGUUCCGGUCGUUGAUCAGUCAGCCGACAUGGGAGAUUUAGCAGCUGCUCCAGAAGUGCCCCACGCUGCUGAAGACCGGACUAUCGAGAAAGAUCUCGCUGGCGAAAUAUUCACAUCUGAUAAGAAUAUGACGCGUGAAGAACACCUGGGAUCAGUCACUGACGCUAGACAAGAGCGCAGUGAAGCUUUCGCACCGACUGCGGAAGAUCUGAAUCGUGCAAACACAAAGCUUGGUGCCUUCGAGCUUGCCUUUGCUCGCGCAGUCAACUCGCGAGGUCUUCCUGAAGAAACUACUCGUGAGCAAGCACUCGAAGCUUUCCUGCCUCUACGCAACAAUGCUCCCUUUGUACCAAAAGACAAGCUUAGUCCAAUCGCUGGAAGUGUUCCAUCAAGCGUGAGUGUGUCCCCAUCAGAGAGCCAGGACAGAGACUUGCCCUUGACAGACGAACCUUCGCACGACCUUCGUGCAGGCAAAAAGUCUACUAAGAAGGACAAGAAAAAGGACAAGAAGGAUAAGAAGAAGACGCCUUCAAGUCGGCUUAGCCAGGAGUUCAAUCUUGAGGACGUCACCCAGGAGAUAGAUCAACCAUUAGAGAUUGUGGAAUUGCUGGGGGCAGAACAGCCAAGUGAGGUUGCGACCAAACAGGAAGAAUCGCUCGAAGAUGCUGACCAAGGUCUGCAACUUGAGGCGGCUGAGCCAGUAGCCGAAGCCGAACCAGUCAAGGGAGGUAUCGUCGUCGGUUCACCAAAAGUCUCGUCGAUAAUAGUGGACACUGUACCCACUGAUGCUGUGAAGAGAGGACCUUCGCUACCUGAACCUGUCAGCUCCGACCAAAAGGUCAGCAAUAGCGACAUGGUCACACCUGUAAUGGAAUCCCAGCAUGAAGCUGGACAGUCUGAACCACACUAUACACCAGCCGAGCCAGGAGUGGUCGCACGUCAAGCGCCAGAAGAAGUUGAAGGUUCUACUGAGCCAACAACACUAUCUGCAAAGCCUGCACAAGCCGAAAUCGAUGAUGAGGACAAAGCUAAAUCAGUAGAGGCAAUGCAGGACACAGAAGAACUAGAGAUUAGUUCGAGCUCGAAAUCAAAGAAAGGCAAGAAGGGCAGAAAAGACAAAAAGAAAUCCCUGACUGAGCAAGCAUUCAACCCUGUUCUUGGAGUUUUGAGUGCUGCAGCUGGGGGAUUCGGUCUUUGGGGAAGCAAGAAGCCGGAGAACACUGCAGAGGCCGAUGCGGAAGAUGACGAUGAAGAAGCAGAAGAUGUGCUUCCGCCUGAAGUCGCGAGUCAUGCAAAGUCUGAGUUGAGCCAGCCAUUACCUGAAGAGCCAGUCGCUCAGCAGGAUCUGGACAGACUUGAACUUGAUACCCAGGAUACUGUCGAUGAGCCUGUAGCCACGAUCGGAGAGCUCGAGGCUGAAGCUGAAGUUGACGCCGACACUACAGCUCAAGAUCGCGCGUCAGCUGAGGAACAAUUACCAUGGGACUUUGGCCUUUCUUCCAAGGAAAAGAAGAAGAAAGAGAAAGCGAUGCGGAGAGAUGGCACAUGGGAUGACCGCAUCACUCAGGAGUCUAUCGAUGCUGUGCUGGCUGACGAAGCUGCUUCCCCAGCUGAGGUUCCACCAAAAGAUACCGAAGCGUUCUUGCCCGUCAGUGGACUUGAAGGGGGCAGAGAUGAAUCUAGUAGGGAUGUAGCAGAUCCGAAGGUUCAGCAGCAGAUCCCAUGGGACUUCGGCCUAUCUAAGAAGGAGAAGAAGAACAAGGAGAAAGAGAUGAGGCGUAAGGGUACUUGGGGCAUGCGGGUUACACAAGAAGACAUUGAUGCACAAGCAAUUGAUCUAGAGGCUGACAAGCCACAUGACACUUCUGAACCAGUUGAAUCUGCCCUAUCGAACGAAGCUGAAGUCCCAUUAUCUGCGGCUGGAGAACGACAAGAUCUGUCAGAGCAAGUUGAAGAGCAGGUUCCGUGGGACUUUGGGCUUUCCAAGAGGGAGAAGAAGGCCAAAGAGAAGGACAUGAAACGUCAAGGCACAUGGGACAGUCGCGUAACUCAGGAGAUGAUUGAUGCCAGCUCGCAGGUCGAAGAGCAACCUUCGGAGACCAUAGACAUCGACGCUGGGCCUCCUGCUUCCGAACCAGAAUCUGCCCCUGUUUCAGCAGCCAACAAGUCCAUGAAUGACAGAGAGGAUAUCGCAAUUCUAGAACUGGGCAGUGACGCCGAGGCUCAAGAAGCUAAGAAGGAGGUUACGACUGAACCUGUGCAGAGAUCUAGGUCCGGAGCUGCAGCUAUAGGAGCUGACGAGCUUGAACAACGUCCGCUUGAGCCACUGGCGCAGAAAGAAGCAGCGCUUAUUCCAAUUGUCAACGCAGCUGAAACACUGCUAGAGGCCAGUGAUGAACUUGAUCGAGCUGGCAACACAACAAAUUCGUUCUUGGACGGAGACGAGGCAACGAGCAACAAUGCUCCAGACGAGCAAGCACAAUCACACCUACCGGCAGUCGUUCUCGAUCUACUGAACAGGAGACAAUCUGUCAGUGAUUCUGCAAGACAACAACACCAACCAGCAAGGAGCACAACGCCCAACAUUGACACUGAAACACUCGAGUCGAGUCCCGAUGUCCCCAGAAGUCUCGAAGAAGAGCUGGAGCAAACUUCACGAGUACCAUCGACAAUUCAGACAGAGCAGUUCAAAUCAACUAUACUUGAAGAUCCGAACUUAUCGAUAGUACCAGAACGGUCUCGCGACCAAGAACAAGACAGCGCCGAACUCGUUGAGCCUUCAUUCAGUAAAUCUGUCGACGACACUCCUGCUGCCACCGAGGACGAUACCUGGGCUGUGCCUAGCAGGAAAUUAAAGAAGAAAGACAAAAAGAAGCGAAAGAGCACAAUUGAUUGGACUCUGGAAGAGCCUGAGACUGCUCAGCCAGAAGUGACUGGCCUUCUGCCCGAAGGAGUUCGCUCUUUAGAUGACGAGGGCGACCACACUUCUGGCGUUGUCGCAGAUCAAGCACCGCUUGUCGCAGAACCUGAAUCUCUACGUGAUACAGCCGAGGCUGAAAUCUUAGAUGUUCAUCUACCUGCUGAAGAGGUAUCCAAAAGUGCGGCCACUCCUGCAUCUAAGAAGUCGAAGAAAGACAAGAAGGCCAAGAAGCGCCAAUCACCUGCUGACAUUAAAGCUGAAGAAGCACCUCUUCCCGAGGCGAUCGAGGACGAAGCUAUUGAUGCUCCUCUGCCAUCGGAUACUGCCACGGGAAUUAGUGAAGACAAGCUAGCUGAGGAUGUUGUUUCUGACGUUCCGCCAGCUCAGGAUGAAGAAAUGGUUGAAAUUGAUGGCAUCAUGUUGACGAAAGCUGAAGCUGAGGCACUGGCCAUUGACCUGGGUCUUGACGAUCCUGCCGCAGAGGACGAUGAUAAGCACUCUCUAGAUGUCAAUCUUGGUCGACCUCCAACAGAUACAGUCAAAGUUGAUGAUGCCGUAUCUGUAGACGUCAAUCUGGGUCGACCUAUGGAAGAUACAAUCGAGCCUCCUCUGGAGUCGAAAGAGAUUGGGGAGGUGGCGGACAUGUCACGCGAAGCAGGAGCAGAUGCGGCAUCUACUCCUGUUGUACCUGUCGAGGCCGCUGCGGCAGAUCAAAGCAAACUUGUUGAGACUCACGAACGGGGGGUCACGCCAAAGACGUCAGUCGAAGCUAUUGAGGACGAUGAACAGCACCUUCCGGAAGACGUUUGGGCCGACACUCAGACAACAGAGCAAGUACGACAAGGCUAUGCAGAUCCAACCAUUGACGAAUUCUUCGACGUACCAAAAUCUCCUCGUGGCGACGACGAUUCUUGGAUCAAAGGCAACAAGAAGGGCAAGAAAAGUAGGAAGGGAAAGAAAACUUCUAGCUCUAGCGUCUCCAGUAGCGUUGAGGAUGUAUCAGCGCCAACAACGCCGACCAUUGAGAAAGAGUUGAGCCUGCCCGAGAGUGAGUCAGUGAACAGCGCAGAGCAAGCACUGUUACCUGCACCGGAGGCACAAGUGCUGAAGGACGAACUAGCACCUGAAGUUGAUACACCUACGAUCGUUGGCCAAGAUCAAUCCGUUUCCUUGAGCGGUCCGGAUGCUGAAUUCAAGUCAGCCGCUGCUGAGGCAGAUACGAUAGCCACAUCUUUGCCACCAGUAGCAGCUAAUGAGGGUCUAGCAUUGGAUACACCAUUCGAGUCACCACUGGCUACACCUGUUAAUGAGCGUAUGACAAAUCCGCUCGACGAGGCCGCAAUAGUGCCAUUACCUGAAACACCGUUGGAGGAGAACAAUGAGCUUUCAUGGGCUCCAUCGUUAUCUAGACGCUCAUCUAAGAAGAACAAGAAGCGGAAGAGCGUCAUCUGGGCCGACGCAGAUUCUGUACCAGGCACGCCUGCCAGCGAAUCUGGACUGGAGCUGAUAGUACCACCUUCUCCUGAACGUGUAUACAAGGACGACCUUGAUACUCAGGCCCCUACAGACCAGAAAGAGGCCACUGCGGACACAAGCAGAAGAGAACGCAAACUAGAAGACUUGGAACCUGAGAUCGUGGCUGAGCCAUUGGAGAUUGAGAGCAAGCCUCUGGAGGAGCUGUCGUCCGCUGCAGAAGAAGUGGAACCACCUGUGUCAGCUGAAGCUGAGGCUGAAGACGAGUGGUCCGUUCCUGUGAGUGUUGGCAAGAAAGGCAAGAAGGACAAGAAGAAAAAGAAGAAAGGUACUUUUUCUGAAGCUGGACCUGAGUCUGUACCUGUGUCUGUAGUAAAAUCAGCAGAAGAAGCUCAAGAACUUCCUGUUGAGCAGAAAGCAAUUGAGACUUCAGCGGAUGAACCUGUGGAAGCCGCCGAGGCGGAUGGUCAACGAGCACUACUGCCAGCUUUCGAAGAGGCUGCGCCCUUACAACCACAAUCAGUCGACGAAGAUGAGUGGGCUCUACCAAGUAAGAAGUCGAAAAAGGACAAGAAGAAGAAAAACCGUGGCUCGACAACUUCUCUGUCUCUGGACGAUCCAAGUGAAGAUGCCGGAACCUUCACUGAAGAAGCUACUUCAGCAGGCGAUGUCACACGCGGCAUAGCGCUCACCGAUGAUCAAAUCGCAAGUGAGACACAUGCUCCAACCAUGCCUGAAUCUGAGGCUAUUCCAGUCGAUAUCGCCUCGCAAUCUACGGAUCUUAUUCCCGAACCCGUACUUGUGGCAUUGGAAAAGGCCGAGGACACGUCCGCAGAACUGCUUGCAGAAGACAAAGAGCAACUUCCGACUGAACCCGCUUCGCAAGACAAGUCAUCUGAAAGUCAAGCGCAGCCUACUACAACCUCAAGUCUGAGCGCGGACCAAUCUUCCAUUUCACCGAGCGAGCAACUGAACAUAGUUGGCCACGUUCAGAGACCUAUGGAAAGUGCGGACUCACCUAGCCCUACAGACGACUUCACAGCAGGCCUGCAACUUCCUUCACAAGAACUCUCUGACACAAUACACGAUACUUUACCUCGCUCACUUGAUUUAGUUGAGACGAUCGACGAACUCGGAGAUGUUUCCUUGCCUGGGGAAGAAGUUAUGCAGCAGACCCCCCAAUCUGCGAAAGAGGCGCCUGGAGGACAGGAUCAAACCUUGCCCAUCACGACUGCGGCUCACCUUGUGCCCUUGCCAGAGUCAGAUUCUGAGGCUGAUGUUGAAGUGCCCGCUGCGAUUGAUGUCGGAGCCGAGGCCUCCACCCUGCCGGAUCGUAUCAGCGAGGGCAUGAAUGAUGCUAAAGUCGAAGCAAUGCCGCGAUCUCCAGAAACUUCACGUAAGGAGAUGUCUAUGCCUAGGUCGGAGAUAGAGCCUGCCGCAGAAGUCGUUGAUCCUUCCCAACAAGCCGAUACUGCCGAUUCCAGCACUGCGCCGGUUCUUACCGAGGCGGAGGACGAAUGGGCUUUACCGGUCAAGAGCAGCAAGAAAGACAAGAAGAACAAAAAGAAGCGUUCGAAAACUACCUUCUCAGACCCUGAACCUACAAACGAAGGUCCCUCUGCUCCAGAGGUUACCCAUGAUAUUGCGGAUCCUGAAUCUUUGGAAAAGCCUGUUCUGGCACGAGACACGGCGGCGGAGCCUGAAGCGGCAUCAUAUGAGUCUACGCAGAUCGAAGCCCUACAGGAGGAAUUGUUAACAGAACCUGCUGUUGAGGUAACGGCUGAGCAUGAAUGGUCGACGUCUACAAGCAGCAAGAAAGGCAAGAAGGACAAGAAGAAGAAAAAGCGUGGCUCAACUCCAGCGGUUGAUGGAACACCCGAGCCUACCGUGCCUGAUUUGUCAAUAGCGCCUGCAGAAGUUACAUCGACUACGGCAAAAGCUGACGAGAAAGAGGCCGACGAACCUGCUGAAGUUGUGGAACCUGAUAUUUCAGUCAUGGCACCAGAGGCUGAACGACACCUGGAACAACAUUUGGAAAGAGCACCUAUCCGAGCAUCUGUUUCCGAGACCAUCAAGGACGAACCUGCUACUACAAGCGAAGAUGUGUCAGAAACUUUCAACCAAGGGAGCCAGGAUGACGUUGCCGUGCAUGAGCUGGAGCUGGCAUCUGAAGUAGAACUCACGGCGACGCGAGCGAUUGAUACCACAGUAUCUGAGCCUAAGGUACAGCUCGAGAAAGAGGAACCGGCAGCGGCAGAAUUACCUAUUGAAGUGGACGAUGCGGAGCCCGAGGUCACCGAAGCAGACGACACUGAAUGGUCCAUAUCAAGCAAUAGCAAGACGAGCAAGAAGGACAAAGAGAAAAAGAAGCGACAAUCAAUCUUGCCCGACGCGCCAUUGGUAGCUCUAGUCAAGCCGUUACAAACAUUAAUUGAGCCACUAGCCACACUGGUCGCGCCAUUGAAAACCCUUGUCGACCCUGCUGUUGAGCCUACUGGUGCUUUGACUGUCGUUGCAGAAGAACCACCUGUUGAUGAUUCUGUCCAACCUGUCGAUGAACCAGCCACUAUCAAAGACGAGCCUGACAGCACAAUCGAAAUAUCAAGAGAGAUUGCUCAAACAGUCCCUCACGAUGCCAAUUCGGACCAUCAAACGAGUCAAGCAAUUCCUGAAACAAUUGAAAACACUGGAGUGCCUGCUGCUAAGCCUGAAGACGACGAAUGGGCACUACCAAGCUCGAGCAAGAAGAGUAAGAAAGACAAGAAGGAUAAAAAGAAGAAAAAGUUUAUGCAACUCGAGGAUGUUGAAGUUUCUGAAAGCACUCAAGCAGAAUCCGAGGUCCAAGGCACACAAACCGUUGACGAGCCACAUCUCGUCCACCCCGAAGCACGAGAGCUGACAGAACAAGAACCAGCGGUAUCCGAACCUAUAACCGGAACGACUGACGUUCAGCCUGAAGAUGAGGAAUGGGGAUUUUCGUCGUCUUCAAGCAGAAAGAAAAAGGACAAGAAAAAGAAGCGAAAGUCACUCACCGCUGAUGCCGAAGCUGAAGAGCAGUCAAGCCCACUCAUAACCGAUUCGACCAUUCCUGCUGAAGUAGACGCUACCGCUGAGGUGUCAGUUUCCGAAGUAAUUGGAGCUGACGAGCCGUUGCCUGAAGUCACAGAAGAUGAGAAGCUGGCGCUAAGUGAUGAAACAGCGAAUCUCAUUGUCGAUGAGCCGACGAACAUUGCUGAAGAACAAUCAGCUGAUAAGAUACAAGUCGAGGUGGAAACCACUCCUACCGAUGAGAUUCUGGACGUCAAAGCCAUCGAUGAACUCGAGACUGCACCACUUACAGUCGAGACCGAACGUGCAGCCGUCGCAGCAAACGAAGAGCAAGCUCAAGAGCACUCCGGCGCUGUCGACUUGAGGGACGAGCCACUGGCCGACAUCCAGCACGAUGAAACUGCCCAGCCUGUAUCUCUGCCCAAAACCGAAAUCUCGACCACAGAGGCGUUGCAGACCGAUACUCUGAAGCCUGCGGAAGGGGAUUAUACGAUACAUGACGAUGUUCCAGUUCAAGCACCCACAGAAAUUGACGAAGCAGCUGAGGACGAGUGGUCUGUGCCAAUUGUGGGCAAGAAACCCAAGAAAGACAAGAAGAACAAGAAGCGACAACCUAUGGCUGGGAAUACUCCUGAGCCCGCGACCGAAGAAGAUCUUGCACGCGAAGUAGCAGUGACGGAGGAGCUUGAGCUCCCUCAAGAAUUCGUCCCUCAGCCUGAUGCAGCCGAGAUUGUCAAUGAAGAAGAGCUCUCGACUAUGCCUGCGGACAAUGAUACAUCAGUCGAGCAAGCUAAAGUGGCUGACUCUGUGGCUCCAGAGCCAGAGGAGGAAUGGGUCCUGCCUUCCAGCUUCAGGAAGUCGAAGAAGGACAAGAAAAAGAAGCGGCAAUCUGUGCUGCAGGAUGAGCCUUUGGAGGAACAAGCCAUCUCAACGACAACCACUACGCCUCUGCCGGAGCCUGAUGAUGCAGCAGCUGAAGCAAUCGCUAGCACGACUGGGAUCGAUGACUCAGCUCCUCAACAAACGAAGUUCGAAGAUGCUUUCGCGUUGGAUGAAACAGAACCACACCGGGAUGCUGAGCCAGUAGUCGAGGACGAAUGGAGUUUCUCUUCCUCGAGCAAAAAGGGCAAGAAGGACAAAAAGAAAAAGCGCAAGUCCUUGCUCGAAGACGAAGCUGCUAUUGUACAGGAAGUCAUUUUGACGCCUUCUACUCCGAAACCUCUAGCCGAGGAGGCCUUGCCUGAACCUGCUACCAAAGAAGAGCGAUCGUUUGACACUGCUGAGCGAGAACCAGAUGUGGCUGCUGAGGAUGAGCUUACUUUGCCCACACAGGUCACUGACAUUGUAUCUGAAAAUGAAUGGUCAUCAGCGGCUCCUAGCAAGAAAGAUAAGAAGCAGAAGCGGAAGGCAUCUGCUAAUGCAGUCGUGGCUGUAGAACCUACUACAGUCGACCCAGUAGAAGUGUCCGAGGAAGUGACGGCCAAGGAUGUGAGCCUUCCUGCUCCAGAUGCGGAAGAAAUUGUGACAUUGAAUGAAGAGCCAACCUUAGAUGAACCUACAACCAUCCUGUCAAAAGCGGCCUCAGAUCUUUCACUCGUUGCAGAAGCCACGACACCCGUCGAACCUUCAACGAGCUCGGACGAGCCGACCAAGCGACCCAUCGACACAGAGCCUACAGUGGUCAGUACCCAAGACCAAGAUGACGAUGAGUGGGCUCUUUCAACUUCGGGCAAAAAGUCGAAAAAAGACAAGAGGAAAAAGAAGAAGACCACUCCAUUCGAUUUGAGCGAGCCUGCGACGCCCGUUGCGGAAGCUGAAGAGAUGGCAGCUGAAAAAUCCCUACUGAUCGACCCUAUCGCUUCAAAUGCAAAUGAGCCGACUACAACGGCAGACCCAAUUGUUCCUGACGAGGACAAUGCAAUAUCUCUAUUGCCCGAAGCGAGACAGCAAGAAGCCUAUAUUGAGCGUGCUCCAACUACCGCACCUAUCGAGGGUUCAGAGCGUGGGCUCGAGAACGAGCCAGUACAAUCGGAUAUUGAUCGUCCCGAAGAAAUUCCCCUCCCAUCUCAAGCCAUAGAGGAAAUUGAAGAGAUAGAGUCCUUCCCGGAAACCAAGGAUCAUGACACUUUGAGUGCCAUCCCCGAAGCUAUGGCCGAGCUUGUCUCAGGACCCAGCACGACGGUGGAUGCGAUGUUGCCCUUGGAAAAAGAAACUCCUGUUGAGCCAGAACCUGUAGCAGCAGAGGACGAAUGGUCCAUGCUGACGAAGAAGUCAAAGAAGGACAAGAAGAAAAAGCGCAAGUAUACACUGCAAGAUGAGCCAACUGAGCAAUCAGAACUACCUGAAACGGUUCCAGAUUCUGUCGAAAACGUACAGGAUGAAGCUGUCAUCGUGCCAGAUGUCCCACUGCCAGCGAUUGAAGACGUCCAGACUGCCAAUCUUCCUGCCGAUGCAUCAGCCGAAGCGACGAUACGAACGGAGAAGAUUCCACCUCACAGUGGAAGUGAAAUGCCGUCCUCAAGAGAUAUGGUUAAGGAGGAUCAAGCACCAGUGACCGCAUACGAACCAUCAACACAUCCAACCAUAGUUCAAGAAGCACAAUCAGUUCCUCUGCCUGAGUCUCCAGCACUUCAAGCCACUUCCGAGUACACGAAAGUUGAAGCCGCACCUCUAAAGCUUGUCGACCUGGACCUAUCCGAGGACAGUCAACCCACACGGCCGCCCGUAGUUCGAGGGCAGCAUUUAGUCGAGAAAUCUGUCACUAUGGGCGAAGAUCAACUCCUUCUUGCAGAUCCUGCGCCCGCGCUAACGCCAGAUCCGCUUUCCCAUGAACCUACUGAACCCGAGAGUUCAGCUCGGACAAUCGAUGAAGCAGGCGACGAAACAUGGGCACUGCCAGUCAAGAAGGCGAAAAAGGACAAGAAAAAGGGCAAGAAGAGUCGUUCGCAGUCAGUCACUGGAGAUGUCGACAUGGAUGAGCCUACUCCUGUUGACCCUGUCGAGCCUGACACUUUCGAAGAGACUGUGUCGGAAGCUGUUGAUCCUGUUACACUUCCGAUCGAGCCUACCAUUGUAGAUCCUGCUGCAACUGAUGUGGAAGUAGAGGACGAGUGGUCGGUACCUGCAACUGCAAAGAAGACAAAGAAGGACAAGAAAAAGAAGAAGGGCAGCCGAGCAGUGUCCACAGCCGACGAGAGUGGUAUCUCAACUCCACAAGAAGAUCUUGAAUCAUAUUUGCUGCAAGCCGAACCUGCAAUUAAACCAGUUGACAAUGACCCUCUUGCAGACGAGGAGCCUAGAGGUGCGGCAGCACCGCCCGACCAAGGACCCGUGGAACCAUCGAUCGAUCUCGAAGUCCAGUCCUCCGAGCCGCACAUCACUGUUGCGGAAGAGAGGGCUAUAGAGGCAGUGCAGAGAGACGCAACUGAAGAGCCUGCACGUGAGGCUACGGAUACUUUCGGAGCUACUCUCAAUGACCCUGCCAUGGUUACGCCAGCUGAAGAGUCGCAAGAGUGGUACACCAAGCCUACCUCGAAGAAGUCGAAGAAAGACAAGAACAAGAACAAACGUGCUUCGACAUUCGGCGAGACUGAGCCCUCUCUUGCGGAACCACGGGCAGAAUCGGCAGAUCAGACGAAAGCACAGGACGUUACCCAACAAUCACUGUCUAGACGAGACUCGACAGAGGUCAUUGACGAGCCAACGCACCAACCGGAAGUGAUCGAGGAAGCGAUGAACACUCCAAAAGUGGACGAAGACGCCGUCGCAGAAGAAGGCCAGAUGGAUGCAGUCGCGAAAGACACACUAAUGGAGGAAGGACUUAUGCGCGACAACACCGACACUUCUUUUGACCGUUCCAUCCAAAGCGAAGCGGCAAACCUCGUGGCGAAGCAGGAAGAAGACUUAGCGUCAGGUCAAGAUGAUGCCUCAGCAAGAGUCACAGACGACAGAACGCCAGCCGAUGUCUAUGAACCUGAGCCAGUUAUCGACCCCGUAGAGAAGGGUCAGCCAAGCUUUGACAACACCGAUACACAGGAAGACCAGACCACAGCUGAUGUGCCUGUCGCUGACGAGCGCGCUAAUAAAUCAACCUUGAAAGACGUUCACUCAACUCCAGUCGUUGUUGCUAUUCCAGCAGAGAUGGCGAUGGAACAACUUAGAGGUAGCACGGACAGGCAACUUGAAGAGCCAGAGGAUGAGUGGUCUGCGCCGACUAAGAAGUCGAAGAAGGACAAGAAGAAGAAACGCAAGUCUGAUGUUGAUGUCCCCGAUCUAGAAACUGGUACCUCUUUACCUCAUGACGAGCCGCUUGAGCUUUCCCAUACUGAAGCCAGCGGGGGCAACAACGAAGCAAUGGAGGAUGAUCAAGUACAACCUACUGUUCUGGCUGAGAAUGAGAAGACCAUGGAGGCAUUGGUCAAGAGUGGGGAAAAGCCAAUGCUUGUGGAUGCAGAAUCUCAACACAUUGCGACAGAGCCUGAAGUGUUACUUGGUCCAGCACGAGCUGCGGAAGUGAAGGUCGAAAAAGACGAAUGGGCUCUACCGGUAAAGGCAUCAAAGAAAGACAAGAAAAAGAAGCGAAAGUCGAGCGCUGCCGAACCGAGUUCUGGAGUUUCCACGCCAGCCAUCGAGACCGACAUAGAUCUUGUUUACGACAAGGACAUUGUGGACACCCCUGCACAAGUCGAGCAGCCAGCGCAACCUGUGGCGGUAGCUGAGCUGUUAGCAGGCAGCAAAGAAAUUUCUGAGCCAGCAAUAGAGGAACAAGCAGAAGCCGCUGAAGAUGCAUGGGCAAUGGCUACUCCUGUCAAGAAGUCCAAAAAGGACAAAAAGAAACGCAAAUCCAACAUGGUCGAAGCAGAGCCUCAAAUGCAAGAUCCUAAGGAAGCACUUAGUGAACCUGUGCUGUCUGAAGCUGUAGAAGCUAUCGACACGCCACACUCUGUUGAAGCAUCCGCGCCAGAACCACUUCCAGCAACCAAAGCUGCACGAGAAAUUUCUGCAGAGGACUCGUUACUUACUGACGAUCCUCAGCCCGUCACACCUGCAAUUGAGCAGGAUGUCGAGGAUGAGUGGGCUUUGUCAACAGCGAAGAAGUCGAAGAAGGACAAGAAAAAGAAAAAUCAAAAUUCUGCCACAGCCAGCAGCUAUGAGCCAUUAGCUGAUGAGUCGGAAGUGCGAAUGCCACCGCCUGCACCAUUCAAAUCAGAAAGUGCAAUGGACGAAGAUACCGGUAUGGCGGAGGUGGCACUACCUGAGCAAGAUGUAGAAGAUUUCUAUCGAAACUUUGCGCCUAGACAAGAACGAACGAUCUUGGCGGACCCAGAACCAAUGGAGGCGGAGCAAAGCGCAUCACGGUCUCAAACAAUUGCGCUUGAAGAGCUAAUGCCAUUGCAAGACGUGGUAGUCAAAGAGCAAAAGGCUCAAGUAGAAUCACCAGACCCAGAGGAAUUCUACAAGGUGCCAUUCAAAAAGUCAGAAGGUGUGAGGAUGCCACAAGAGGAGGAACCUGAAACUCCUUUGUCGCGCAAGAGCAGUAAGAAGUCCAAGAAGGAGAAGAAGCCCAAGAGGGCGAAUGCCAAUGAAGAUAUUGAAACGAUAUCGGAGCAGCGAGAAGCUGAAGAAAUGUCUACAGCCCAACAGAAUAUACCUCGAAAAGCAUCACAGGAAUGGACAAGUCAACCAAUCGCAAUCGAACAAGUACCAACUGCUGAGGAUAGCGACGGCUCGCAAGUGAGUGAGACGACAAGAGAGCGUCGACGACGAAGACGUUCGCCUCAAUUGACGAUAGAGCACGACCCUGACGAUCUACCGCGAAACCGUGCUCUGACACCACCUCCGGAUCACGACGAUCUUAUGGAUACCGCGCUUGGCAUUGCAGCUGGACUUGGUCUUGGUGCAGUAGCUGAUGCCGGCCAAUCGAGAAGUGGUCGUAUACAGUCAGAACGAAAUGUUCCAGCUAUACAAACUCCUGGAUGGUCGUUUGCGAACGUCGAACAAAGUCAACCGACAGUGCGAGACAGCGGUGUACAAUUUGACUCACCUCAAGACGUACAGCAUGUAUUCCCUCGAGACAGAGAUAGUGGCUAUCCGAGCAGUCCUCAGCUUCCUCCACAACAUGGCAAGCAAAUGAUACAAGAAGCAAGUGAACCACUACGAUCACUACGACCUCGUUCUACCGCGAGCUCGUCAGGCAGUGUCUCACCAGCUGGCGACUUCUCCACGCAGCACAGAAGACAAAGAUCUGAGCUAGAACCAACCUCGAAGGAGCGAGACUCUCUUCUGUUCGAGUCGUCACCAGCUGGACCAGACAGCGCAUCUAGAGGUCCUCCCGAACUUGCGCACUUACGAACGCAAUCGGCGACGACACCAAGAACAUCAGGGGAGAUUGUACAGCCUCGAUCCGGGUCAUCAGUCGGCAGUCGGCGAGUGAGUCCUAGCAUGCGCAUGAUCCGAGAUAGCUACGGUAAUCUUCGAGAGUCAACAACAUCGCCAACCUCAUUGCGAUCACAGAAAGAUUCGUUUGGUAAUCUUCGAGCAGUCGCAGGGUCACCUCUUUCACCUCGAGCAGGAAAACCCGAAGGACUAUCGUCAAAUCUACUCGACCGAGUACAAACGCAGGAUAUUGACCGACAAGCUUUCAGCCCAUCUCCACGGCACUCGAAUGAGCGACCUUUCUCGCCUAGAGGCAGCAGCAGCCUUGGUACCAUCGAUGAGAAUACAGGUCUUGCCUUGGGCGCAGCAGCACUAGGAAUUGCUGGUGGGGCAGCACUCUUAUCACGUGAACGUGUAGGUGGAUCCCUCAGCAAAUCGCGAACGAACUCGUUGCGGAACCUGCGCCAGUUCAGUGACACUCAAGAACCACAGCAGCCUCAGUCGGCUGAUGGUGCAGCACGCGACAGAAGCGCCUCGAUGGCCGAGAGUUAUAACGGCUAUGGCGCUGCACCUUCCUCUCCUCGAUCUCCUUCACGGCCUCCCUCUUUGCGCAAGCGACAGUCUCUGAACCAAGUCCUCGAUCUGCAAGCACGCGUCGAUCAACUUGCCGAUGAGAACAGAGGGCUGCUUGAACAAAAAGCCCUCGCCGAACGACACAUUGAAGAUUUGCACCUCGAACACAGCAAAGCCGAUUCUGCGACAGAAGAAGCCCUUCGCACUGUGAAUGAGCAGCUCCGUCUACGCGAUGAAGAGAUCGAACAGUUGAGAGAGGAGAUUGGCAAAAUUGCUGCAGCUCGAGACGCCCUGAGAGAAGAGCACGAGAACAAAUAUACCCUUCUCCUCAACGAGAAAGACACAGCGCAUGCCAGAUUUCAAGAGACGAGUCGCGACCUCGAGCACUUGAGGAGCGAGCAUGAGUCAGUCUCGAGAGGUGUGGAAGGUGUCAUUGCUGCCCAAGUUGGUGCCGCUGUUACUGCCCAAACCACCGACUUGGAAGACGCGCUUGCCGACAAGGAUGCCGAGCUACAAAGAUUGCGCCGUGAUCUGGAGGUCGCAAGAGCCAAGAUCAGAGACUUGCAGUCUAAGAUUCUGGCUAGAGGUGUCGAUGAAGUUGUCGUUGUACGUGACGAGGACUACUUCGACACUGCGUGCCAGCAGUUGUGUCAGCACGUCAAACAAUGGGUCCUGCGAUUCAGCAAAUUCAGCGAUACCCGAGUCUGUCGCUCUACGAGUGAGGUUCGCGACGAAAAGAUUGUUGACCGUUUCGACAAUUCAAUUCUUGAUGGCUCGGAUGUGGACGACUUCCUGUCCGACCGAGUCAAACGUCGCGAUGUCUUCAUGUCGGUGGUUAUGACCAUGAUUUGGGAGUUUGUCUUCACCAGAUACCUCUUUGGUAUGGAUCGUGAGCAACGACAGAAACUCAAACAGCUCGAGAAGAACCUCGCCGAAGUCGGUCCUGCGUCAGCUGUACAGCAAUGGCGAGCACUCACAUUGACCUUGCUCGCCAAGCGACAAUCCUUCAAGACACAAAAGGAUGCAGACACCGAUGCCGUCGCAACCGAAAUCCUACAAACCCUUUCCAAGUUCCUACCGCCACCCCAGAACUUGGAACAACAAAUCUUUGACAGCCUCAAGAACGUCAUGCGCACGGCCGUCAAGUUAUCAAUUGAGAUGCGCACUCAAAAAGCAGAAUACAUCAUGCUACCACCUCUACAGCCCGAGUACGACACCAACGGCGACCUAGCCAGAAAAGUCUUCUUCAACGCCAGCCUCAUGAACGAACGAUCUGGCGAAACAAGCAGUAACGAGGAACUCGAAGCUCAACAGGCGAUCGUGCGAAUGGUUCUGUUCCCGCUCGUGGUGAAGAAAGGCGGCGACGAAGGUGGUGGAGAAGAAGAGAUUGUCGUUUGUCCUGCGCAGGUUCUUGUGGCGCGACCUGAAAAGGGGAAACGAUCCAGACGAUCAGGUGGUGGGAGAGAAGAGAAGGAGAGAGCUCAAAGCAGGAUGAGUCAGGCUGCCAUGGCGAGUACCCAUAGUCUGGGUGCGAUGAGUGGUGUGCAAGAGGGGAAUGUGAUUUGA
Molecule: messenger RNA, 24594 nt
Organism: Lithohypha guttulata
Lineage: Eukaryota; Fungi; Ascomycota; Eurotiomycetes; Chaetothyriales; Trichomeriaceae
Exons: 2
Coding region: 1-24594 (8197 amino acids)
Source: RefSeq, a predicted model, not a curated record